GCUGACGCGGAGGACCUUGUCGUGUGUCGCAGACUCCCACAAUUCUUUUUCGGGGUCCCGUGUUCCGAUUUUUGCUAAAAAUUUAUAUUCAUAUAUUUUUUUGUGGUCGUUUUCCAUUUUGUGAGCAUAUGAUGUUUCAAUGAGCCGGUGGCUCAGUCUACUGCUUUUCGCCGUUCAAGCAGUGGGAGGUUAUGAAGCUGGAGAGGAGUUGAGCUGUAAGCGUCGCCACGGUGGGAUCCCCCUACCGCUCGGAGUGUUCACAGUUCAAAAAGAAGGAUUUCCGGAUGCACUUCCAGCAAUUCGAACAGCACUUUCACAUGUUCAUAGUCGAUCAUGCAUUCUUCAAGGAUAUCGGCUGGAAAUGAUAGUCAAAGACACUCAUUGCAAAACAUCACAGGGAAUGAAGGCACUGUUCGACUUGAUCGCUUCGAGACCAAGACCCGUGGCAAUUCUCGGAGGGCAAUGCACUGAAGUGAACGAGCCAAUAGCGAUGGCGCUCAAGUAUUGGCAAAUCGUGCAAUUAUCCUAUGCGGAGACACAUGCCAAAUUCGCAUCCUCUGAUUCCCAUGAAUUGUUCACCACCUUCUUCCGAGUUGUACCUGGCAGUCGAAAUACUAACAUGGCCAAGUGCAAGUUUGUGAAUCAUUUCGGAUGGAAGCGCGUCGGCACUGUGAAGCAGAAUGAUCAACCCAGAUACGCAUUGCCCCACGAAGCGCUCACAACUCGUCUGGAACAUGGCUUCGGCGUAAAAAUCGUGCAUACCGCAGGUGUCAACUGGGAGCAAAUCGAGACGGUUGGCGGCGAGCUCGACGAGCUAAAGGAACGAGAUGUUCGAAUUAUCCUCGUCGACGUGGACGAAGAGAUGGCGGCUACCGUACUCUGUGCAGGAUAUCAUAGAGGAAUGUAUGGUGACAACUAUGUAUGGAUUCUACCUGGAUAUCAUUCCGAUAAAUGGCUGAAUCAAACUCACGACAAUUGCACUGUCGAGGAGAUGCGGGAAGCGGCAAAAAAUCAUUUUUCAGUGGAAUUUGCGUUGACUAGACGAGAUGUAGAUACUAAGAUUGUGGGGAAUACGAGAGCCGGCGAUGUCUGGAAUGAGAUCACUCAGCUGGAUCCGAAUAACACGUGGCGAGGGUAUCUGUACGAUGGACUGUGGACACUUGCCAUUGCAUUGAGCCAUUCAAUGGGUGAUAAUGCCGAAUUUUCGCAUCAUAAAAUGAUGGAGGCAAUUGACAAUUCUUCUUUCCAGGGGUUGACGGGAAAAGUAAAAUUCGCGAACAACGAACGCCUGGGCUUAGUGGACAUUAAGCAGUGGUCCGACGGCCAAUAUGUCCCAUUUGCAGUCUAUGACGGAGCAGAUGAUGAAUUCAAAAUAAUUGAUAGUACCACAAAAGGAUGGUCACCACCACUUGACUCAACAAUUACCGAACGUCGACGGGAACAUAUUUCAUCGAUUCUCUUCUUGGCUAUGUCACUGUUAGCGCUAAUUGGCAUAUUUUUGGCACUUAUCUUUUUGCUCAUUAAUUUUAGAUACAGGAAUCAUAGAUUUAUAAAAAUGUCAUCUCCAAACCUGAACAAUAUAAUUAUUGCUGGAUCAAUUUGCACGUUUGCAUCUGUAAUAAUGUUAGGAUUAGACACUCGAAUAGUCAGCCCAGAUGUAUUUGUAUGGUUGUGCUACACAAAAACCUGGACACUUUGCAUUGGAUUUACACUUUCUUUUGGUGCAAUGUUCUCGAAAACCUGGAGAGUUCACUCAAUAUUCACAAAUAUUCGAAUGGAUCGGAAGGCUAUCAAAGAUUCGAAAUUGUUUAUUAUUCUGGGGAUUUUACUUUUUAUCGAUAUUUGUGUGCUGGUCACAUGGGCAUUUGUCUCACCGUUUUCGUAUACGGUCACUGAACUUCCUCACAUUCCAGAAGACAAUAUUGUAAUAAUCCCAGAGGUGGAAAAGUGCAAUUCUUCACAUUCCGGAGUUUUUCAAGCGGUUCUGUAUGCAGUCAAAGGAGUCCUAAUGAUCCUGGGUUGCUUCCUUGCCUGGGAGACUCGACACGUGAAUGUUCCAGCACUGAACGAUAGUAAAUACAUUGGAACAAGUGUCUAUUGUUGUGUUGUUAUGAGUGUUCUUGGCUUAUCGACAAGUGUCAUUCUACAGGAACGGGUCAACGAGAUGUUCAGUCUCGCUUCGUUUUUUGUCAUUUUCUCGACGACACUAACGUUGUGUCUCGUUUUUGUGCCAAAGGUAAUCGAAUUGGCUCGAAAUCCGGUUGGCAACGAGCCAAGAGCCUAUCGACGGGGUCUUAUGAAGAGUGUUGUCGCGAAGACUUCACAGCCAAUGUCACCCCAGCCAAGAUCCGACAGUUCCGGUGAUCUAAUUGGAAAAGCAGAAAGCGAAAACAAGUUGCGUAGGCGAUAUUUACAUCAGAAAUCAACUCAAUUAUGGGAUCUGGUAGAAAAGCUGCGAGCACAGGGUGACACUCGGUUUUUACAACAAGAAUGGUGUCUUUCUUCGGCUUCUCCAUCGUCGCAAGAACGAGAGACGUCGCUUCUUCUGCGUCAGCCGUCGAGUAGCAAUAACAGAGAGGAGACGAGUUUGACAGCUGCUGGUCCAAAUGGUGAACGAUCAUCCGACUGGCCAUGGGUAGAUCCGGAUGAGCCGAGCACAAAGCUUUAGGAUUCUUCAAUUUUUUUUGAAUUUUAAAAGAAUUUUUAUAUUUGAUGUACAUGAAUAAAAAGUAAUAAAUUUUAAGUGUAAAU
Molecule: messenger RNA, 2751 nt
Organism: Caenorhabditis elegans
Lineage: Eukaryota; Metazoa; Nematoda; Chromadorea; Rhabditida; Rhabditidae
Gene: gbb-2
Product: Gamma-aminobutyric acid type B receptor subunit 2
Exons: 19
Coding region: 140-2668 (842 amino acids)
Biological process (GO): G protein-coupled receptor signaling pathway
Cellular component (GO): membrane; plasma membrane
Molecular function (GO): G protein-coupled GABA receptor activity; G protein-coupled receptor activity
Source: RefSeq, marked reviewed